AUGUACACAGAUCAUCAGAGCACUGAUGAUCAGUGUGCCCUGAUGAUCUGUGUAGCCCCAGCAGCACCACCUGUCAGUGUCCAUCAGUUGCCCAUCAAUGCCACAUCAAUGCCACAUAUCAGUGCCCAUCUGAGCUGCCUUUCAGUGUCACCCAUCAGUGCCAUCAGUGCUGCCUAUCAGUGCCAGUCAGUGCCGCCUAUCAAUGCCACCUAUCAGUGCCAUAUAUGAGUGCUGCCUUUCGGUGCCCAUCAGUGAUGCCUGUCAAUGCCCAUCAGUGCCACCUACCAGUGCCUCCUCAUCAAUGCCCAUCAGUGCCAUCUAUCAGUGUCCAUCAGUGCAGCCUAUCAGUGCCCAUCACUACAGCCUCAUUAGCGCACAUCAGUGA
This is a messenger RNA of Staurois parvus, 385 nucleotides long. Lineage: Eukaryota; Metazoa; Chordata; Amphibia; Anura; Ranidae. The record is from the annotation of a GenBank genome assembly.